Messenger RNA from Meloidogyne enterolobii, 384 nucleotides. NCBI's taxonomy places the organism in Eukaryota, Metazoa, Nematoda, Chromadorea, Rhabditida, Meloidogynidae. The record is from the annotation of a GenBank genome assembly.
AUGCUACAGAUUCCUUGUAACUCUAGUGGUUAUCGUAUAAUGUUAAUGAAUGGUUUAUUUCGAAAGUCAUCACAACCUAUUCGUUAUGCCGUUUACCUCAUUUGGGUUCAAUUUUACCUCAUAUUCUUACUUACUACAAUGUCUCAAUACGUCUAUCGCUUUUUUAUCUUAUGUCGAAAUGGAGUAUUUUCUGCUAAAAUUAUCCUACCCUUAAUUAUCGGCGAAACAUGUUUAUUUUUUACACACGCAUUUUUAAUCACCUGGGCUGACUAUCCACGGGAAGAACUUUUUUAUAAAAUGAAUGAGAUACGAAUAAAAAUUUUUGAAGAAUCAGGGAUAUCUGAUAUUGAAUUUAUUUCUUUUGUUCAUGCGGUAAUCUUUUAA